Messenger RNA from Camellia sinensis, 1236 nucleotides. RefSeq names its product SWIM zinc finger family protein / mitogen-activated protein kinase kinase kinase (MAPKKK)-like protein. Lineage: Eukaryota; Viridiplantae; Streptophyta; Magnoliopsida; Ericales; Theaceae. The record is from RefSeq and is a predicted model, not a curated record. Gene Ontology annotation, molecular function: ubiquitin protein ligase activity; zinc ion binding.
UGAUUCCUACGUUAAAACAAAAGAUCACACGUUUUUAUAUAUCUAACAUCACACGGUAUGUUUUUGUAUCAACCUUUUGGGAGAGACAUCAAUUUGGUAUUAACUAACUUCCAAACUGCCCAUAACGUGCCUUAAGGAUAACCAUGUCCCAGUACUUUCAAAACAAAAAACAAACAAGUCCUAAGCACUCAAAAAAAAGGUUCAAAUUGCCCAACUCAAACUCAAACCACUUUCCCUCCCCUCCCGCCAUCCCUCACGUGUCCCUCAAAACUUUCCAAAGCAUCUCAGCCCUACAAAAACACCCUUCAACAGGACAUCCCCUCUUGAAAUUUCCAUUCUUCUAAACUGUCACGACCACAUUCCUCUCUCCUCCCUCCAAUGGACUCUGUUGCCUCCAGCUCAUCCCCGCCAGACCGGCCGCCUCAAUCCCAGUUCAACAUAACACAACCGGUUGCAGAUCGGAUACUCAGAGCCCUCAGGCACCGCCUCCGCCUCCUCCACCGAUCAGAAUCCGACUUCUUCGUCUUGGGAGCCACCGGAAAUGUUUACACGGUGACUUUAUCCACCACCCCGUCCUGCACUUGCCCUGAUCGUACCACCCCGUGCAAACACAUACUUUUUGUUUUUAUCCGCGUUCUGGGGGUUUCUCUUGACGAUGGAUGUCUCCGGAGGAAGACUCUCCGGCCAUGCCAGCUGAGCCGCCUGCUUAGUGCACCUACGUCGGCAGAAGUGCUGGCAGGGACUGGCAUCCGCGAAAGGUUUCAUCAGAUGUUCUUUCAGGCAAGGCAGGGUAGUAGUUUGCAAGCAACGGUUGAGAUUGAAGAUGGGACUAGUUGCCCAGUUUGUCUUGACGUGUUGGGACAGGGGGAUAAGGUGGUCGCUUGUGGGACAUGUCGGAAUCCGAUUCAUGAAGAAUGCUUGUUGACGUGGAAGAGAAGUAGUAGAAGACGGUCAGCUACAUGCGUGAUUUGCAGAGCAAGAUGGAGAAACAGGACAGAUCAGGAGCCAUACUUGAAUUUGUCGGCUUAUGUUAGUGAAGACGGCAUGGCUGAGGAAAACAGCCUGUGCUGUGAUUAGAUCUUCAUUGCACGCCAAGUCAACCUGAUCGAGCAGAAGAUAGUGCAAGUUAUGGGAUAAUUCGAUUGUAAAUACAUGUAUAAUAAAACAUAGAUUUUAGAUUUGAGAAGAAAACAUUGUUUGGAGUUCGAACAGAAGACAGAGGUAUUGUUUUUCUCU